Molecule: messenger RNA, 1070 nt
Organism: Argiope bruennichi
Lineage: Eukaryota; Metazoa; Arthropoda; Arachnida; Araneae; Araneidae
Product: low-density lipoprotein receptor-related protein 8-like
Exons: 7
Coding region: 14-934 (306 amino acids)
Molecular function (GO): protein binding
Source: RefSeq, a predicted model, not a curated record
AGUGACUGCAACCAUGAAUUCUUUUGAAAAAUUGAGCUACCUGAUCAUUCUUUUGGUUCACAUAAGAAUCCACUGCGUUUUAUCAGUUGUCCAGAAAACAUGUGGAAAACACCAAUUCCAGUGUGAUAACGGGAAGUGCAUACUAUUGCAAAGAGAGUGCGAUGGACGACUUGACUGUAUUGAUUUAUCUGAUGAAUUACACUGCACCAAUGAACCCGAACCAAAAUGUACAAAAGAAUUUUUCCAGUGCUCAGAUGGAUAUUGCAUUCAUUAUUUUGAGCAUUGCGAUAACUACACCCAUUGCGAAGAUGGAUCUGAUGAACGGAACUGCGUCCCACCACCCUGUACAGAAACUCGGGAGUUCGAGUGUUUAAAGAAUAAACAGUGCAUUCCUAGGACAAAGCUCUGCGAUGGACAAAUUGAUUGUGAGGAUGGCUCCGACGAGCGGACUUGCUUUGAUGACAGAAAACAUUGCAGAAACCUGGAUUUUCCUUGUGAGAAAGAUAAAAUCUGCCUUCCCAGAGCAUGGCUAUGCGACGGCGACGACGAUUGCGACGAUGGCUCUGACGAAAUGCACUGUCCCUUCAUUUCUUUCCAUUCAGCUUCAACCACAGUAAUCCCUGCAACAACGGAGCAGACAUGUCCAGACAACUACUGCAUGCAUGGCGCAGACUGCAUCGUCGUCGAAGGUGAAUACAUUUGUAACUGCUCUCCAUCUUUCACGGGAGAGAAGUGCGAAAGGAGCAUCUCUGCUGAACUGGAAUUCCAUGAUUUAGGAUUGGUCAUAGGCAUAUCUAUGACGUUAAUCAUCAUUUUCAUAAUCAUGGCCUUGAUGCUGUUUUGCUAUUUUAAGAGGAGAUCUGAGAGACAUUCAACUGCUCUGAGGGGAAAAACUGAAAGUCAAAUGCCAAUUGCUUCGUACUCAAAAGAAUGAAUGAAUUAGCCUUUCCACUGAAGUUGAAGAUCAAGGAGUUUGAUGGACAUCAAAAGAAAAUAAUUUAAUUUUUCAUUUCGGUCACUCAAUAAUAUUUUUUGAAUCUUCUGUAUCAAAUUACAAAGAAAAGAAAUAA